AUGCUUACAGAAGAGGCUUCAAAAUCGUCUGAUAUGCCGAUUGAUAUGCAAAAUCCGUACAAGCCGAAGCCCCGUCAAUGUUUCUUAUGUCGGAAUAAUGUAGAACUAGACUAUAAGAAUGUACAACUUUUAUCCCAAUUCGUGUCCCCCUAUACCGGUCGGGUGUACGGCCGCCACAUAACCGGCCUCUGCAUUCCCAUGCAAAAGCGCGUUGCAACUCUGAUAGACAGGUCCCGCAAGUUUGGUUUCAUGGCCAACGAGUCAAAGGAAACGGUUUACUUCGACGACCCUUCUAUUCUUGCAAAUAAGAGAACAUGA
Molecule: messenger RNA, 318 nt
Organism: Echinococcus granulosus
Lineage: Eukaryota; Metazoa; Platyhelminthes; Cestoda; Cyclophyllidea; Taeniidae
Product: 28S ribosomal protein S18c
Exons: 4
Coding region: 1-318 (105 amino acids)
Biological process (GO): mitochondrial translation
Cellular component (GO): mitochondrial small ribosomal subunit; ribosome
Molecular function (GO): structural constituent of ribosome; small ribosomal subunit rRNA binding
Source: RefSeq, a predicted model, not a curated record